Messenger RNA from Psammomys obesus (fat sand rat), 2724 nucleotides. RefSeq names its product calcium-activated chloride channel regulator 3A-1-like. The record is from RefSeq and is a predicted model, not a curated record. Bases 1 to 2724 code for a protein of 907 amino acids. Lineage: Eukaryota; Metazoa; Chordata; Mammalia; Rodentia; Muridae. Gene Ontology annotation, molecular function: intracellularly calcium-gated chloride channel activity. The transcript has 14 exons. Gene Ontology annotation, biological process: chloride transport.
AUGGUGCCGGCUCUGAAGUUCCUUCUGCUCCUCACCCUGCAUCUCUUGUGGGAUGUGAAAAGCUCCAGGGUCCAUCUGAACAACAAUGGGUACGAGGGUGUGGUCAUUGCAAUUAACCCCAGUGUGCCAGAAGAUGAAAGACUCAUCCAAAGCAUAAAGGAAAUGGUAACUCAAGCCUCUACUUACCUGUUUGAAGCCACCAAAAGAAGAUUUUAUUUCAGGAACGUAAGCAUUUUAGUUCCCAUGACCUGGAAGUCAAAAUCCAAGUACUUAACACCAAAACAAGAAUCAUAUGACCAAGCAGAUGUCAUAGUUGCUGAGCCUCAUCUGAGAUACGGAGAUGAUCCCUACACACUUCAAUAUGGACAAUGUGGAGACAGAGGACAGUACAUCCAUUUUACACCAAACUUCCUACUAACCGAUAAUUUGUCUAUCUAUGGACCCCGCGGCAGGGUUUUUGUCCACGAGUGGGCCCAUCUCCGGUGGGGAGUAUUUGAUGAGUAUAACACAGACCGGCCCUUCUACAUGUCCACAAAGAACAUGAUUGAAGCAACAAGAUGCUCCACUGGCAUCACUGGCGUAAAUGUGGUCCACAAAUGUCAAGGAGGCAGCUGUAUAACAAGGAAAUGUCAGCGAGAUUCAAAGACAGGACUGCAUGAACCCAAAUGUACAUUCAUCCCAAACAAAUCCCAGACUGCCAGGAACUCCAUAAUGUUCAUGCAAAGUCUUGAUUCUGUGGUUGAAUUUUGCACAAAAGAAACUCACAAUACAGAAGCCCCAAACCUACAAAACAAAAUGUGCAAUCGCAGAAGCACGUGGGACAUAGUCAAGAAGUCUGCUGACUUUCAGAAUGCCUCCCCCAUGAUUGGGACAGAAGCGCCGCCUGCACCUACAUUUUCAUUGCUGAGGCCCAAACAGCGAGUGGUCUGCCUGGUGCUGGAUAAAUCUGGAAGCAUGAGCGCGGGAGACCCUAUCACCCGUCUCACCAAAAUGAAUCAAGCAGCAGAGCUGUACUUACUUCAAAUUAUUGAAAAGGAAUCCUUGGUUGGCAUGGUCACAUUUGACAGCACUGCUAAAAUCCAAAAUAACCUAACAAGAAUGACCGGUGACGGCUCCUACCUAGAGAUCAUAGCAACGCUGCCUCAACAAGCUGGUGGUGGAACUUCAAUUUGCAAUGGACUCAGGGAAGGAUUCCAGGCAAUUACCUCCAGUAACCAGACUACUUCCGGUUCUGAGAUCAUAUUGCUAACCGAUGGGGAAGAUGAUAAAAUACGUUCCUGCUUUGAGCAGGUCAGAAACAGCGGCGCCAUCAUCCACACCAUCGCGCUGGGGCCUUCUGCUGCCCAAGAGCUGGAGACUCUGUCAAGCAUGACAGGAGGGUUUCGCUUCUAUGCUGCUGAAGAAGACAUAAACGGCCUUGUCGACGCUUUCAGCGGGAUCUCAUCUAGAAGCGGCAACAUCGCUCAGCAGGCUCUGCAGUUGGAGAGCAAAGCCUUGAAUAUUACAGGGAAGAAAUGGAUCAAUGGUACAGUGCAAGUGGACAGUACCAUUGGCAACGACACUUUCUUUGUUGUCACCUGGACAGUACAAAAGCCAGAAAUUAUUCUUCAAGAUCCAAAUGGGAAAAAAUACACAACCUCAGAUUUCAAAAACGAUAUACUAAAUAUUCACUCUGCUCGACUUCAAAUACCAGGCAUCGCAGAGACAGGUACUUGGACUUACAGCCUCUUCAAUAAGGAUGCCAAUUCUCAGUUGCUAACGGUGACAGUGACCACUCGAGCAAGAAGUCCUACCACGCUCCCAGUAAUCGUGACGGCUCACAUGAGUCAAAACACAGCGCAGUACCCUAGCCUGAUGAUUGUAUAUGCACGAGUCAGCCAAGGGUUUUUGCCUGUUCUGGGGGCCAACGUCACAGCCGUUAUAGAAGCUGAAGGUGGACAUCAAGUCAGUCUGGAGCUCUGGGACAACGGGGCAGGUGCUGAUACACUAAAAAAUGAUGGCGUCUACUCAAGAUAUUUCACAGAGUAUCAUGGAAACGGGAGAUACAGCUUAAAAGUCAGUGCCCAAGCGAGGAAAAACAUCACUAAACUAAAUUUAAAACAACAGAAUAAGGCUCUCUAUGUACCGGGCUAUCUUGAAAAUGAUCAACUUAAGCUGAAUCCACCCAGACCUGAAGUCCCAGAAGAAACAGCAGAAGCCACAACGGAAAACUUCAACAGAGUAACAUCUGGAGGGUCGUUCACUGUGUCGGGAGCGCCCCCUGAUGGCAACCACGCUCUUGUGUUCCCACCCAGUAAAGUCACAGACCUGGAGGCUGUGUUUAUAGGCGAUCAUAUUCACCUUACAUGGACGGCCCCUGGCAGGAUCCUCGAUACAGGAAAAGCACAUAGAUACAUCAUCAGAAUGAGUCAGCAUCCUCUGGACCUCCAAGAAGAUUCUAACAACGCUACCUUCAUGAAUACCUCUGAUCUCAUACCUAAAGAGGCUGGCUCUAAAGAAACAUUUGAAUUCAGGCCAGAAAGUUUUAAAAUAGGAAAUGGCACCAAAGUCUACAUUGUAAUUCAGGCCAACAGCGAUGCUGGCCUCACCUCCGAUGUCUCCAACAUCGCACAGGCUGUCAAGUUUAUCCCUCCAGAGGAACCCAGCUUCCCUGAUCUGAGUGUCAAAGUGUCCACACCCAGUUCAAUAAUUUUUUUAUUUAUUGCAAUUUUAUUCAUAUUUUAA